GUCGUUUCCAACCAACCACUCAACAUCAAUUAUUCUCUACGCUUAGCCAACCGAUCUUAUCCUAACUUCCUAACUCAGCACUCUGUCUUCUUUCACAACAGUACAAUAUACAUUGACCAGUUUAACCACAGGUUCAACCAGCUGCUUAGUAGCGUGUAGUAUAUUUACCACUAACUUGAACACCCCAAGUUUUAACAGUACAUUUAAUAUCAGCAUGACCGCACUCAAACCCAUGGCCAAGUCCAGCAGCGAUUGGACGAGAAAUGAACUUGCGGCCUACAACAUCAAGGUCGACUACCAGGAUGCUGCCACCUUCUUCGAGAUAGACCGUGACAACCUUCCCCAGCCCGACAUUAAUCCGGAUAUCCUCACAACUUCAGAUCCGAACGACGUAGCUGACGAUGACGUAUCCGAGCUCCUCCGUACCAUGGAAUUCGCCAUGUCCCCUGCUCCAGCAGAAGAGUCUGCUGUCGACGACUUUACUGUGUUACUAUUACGUGCACUUGGCUACACAAAGAAAAGAAGGGUUCCAAGGACAAGGAAGGUAAAUCCUUUCGUCGUUUGUUCAGAAGAUAGGCACGCCGAAACGGAUGUAUGCAUCAUCGACGAGAACGGAAUCUUGCUCCUUGUAAUGCAGGAGGACAAGUGUCACAUAGACAGUUCAUACGAUCCCGAACCUCAGCUCAUUGCAGAAGCCAUCGCUGCUUUCGCUGCGAAUAAUCAGACUCGCCAACAAAUACUCUGUCAGCGCCCCCUUGAUUCUAAGAUUGAGGUUACAGCCGCACUUGUAACUGCUGUUGCGGGAGGCGUUUACCCAGAGGCAUCGACCACCGUCUAUGCGCACAUUCCAAAUGUGCCGAGACCUGACCGCCGUUGGCGUGAAGGCAUGGAGCCGUUUGACAGUAGAGCUGUUAUUAUUUCCUGCUAUGAGGCUUUCAAGAAAUUCGUGAAUUAG
Suillus subalutaceus is the source of this 955-nucleotide messenger RNA. RefSeq lists its product as uncharacterized. Lineage: Eukaryota; Fungi; Basidiomycota; Agaricomycetes; Boletales; Suillaceae. The transcript is spliced from 2 exons. The record is from RefSeq and is a predicted model, not a curated record. Bases 215 to 955 code for a protein of 246 amino acids.